This is a messenger RNA of Mollisia scopiformis, 1618 nucleotides long. Its product is annotated as MFS general substrate transporter. The transcript is spliced from 5 exons. Gene Ontology annotation, molecular function: fluconazole transmembrane transporter activity. Bases 44 to 1618 code for a protein of 524 amino acids. NCBI's taxonomy places the organism in Eukaryota, Fungi, Ascomycota, Leotiomycetes, Helotiales, Mollisiaceae. The record is from RefSeq and is a predicted model, not a curated record. Gene Ontology annotation, biological process: xenobiotic detoxification by transmembrane export across the plasma membrane.
CUCUGUCGUAACAUCAUGGUCAAGCAACGAGAUUUCAUUCAUUAUGACAGACCUCAUCCGCGACACUGUCUUCGGACACUUCGUACGCUUGAUACCUGGCAUCAAACUGCUCAGAUAUCCAGAUGAGUUGAACCCUUCUCUGGGCAGACAAGCAAUUGAAGAAGAAGGAAGCGAUGAGACAGAAAAAAUUUCCAAUGGUGAGGAGGUGAAGAGCGUUCACCUUGUGGCGUGGUAUGGAUCCGACGAUCCUGAGAGUCCCCAAAACUGGUCAAGCAAUACGAAAUUACUUGUCACAGCACAAAUCUGCGUCCUCAACUUUUCGGUCUAUGUCGGUAGUGCUAUCUAUACACCGGGUGAGGAAAGCAUCAUGAAAGAUUUCGGGGUUAGCACAACAACGGCAACACUAGGACUUUCUCUAUUUGUUCUCGGCUACGGUCUCGGUCCAAUGCUCUUCUCUCCCAUGUCCGAAAUGCCUCAAAUCGGUCGAAGCGGAAUAUAUUUCUGGACACUUUUCAUGUUUGUCAUACUUCAGCUCCCAGUCGGCUUUGCGCCCAAUAUAUCCGUAUUCCUAGCAUUCCGAUUCUUCACAGGCUUCUUCGGCGGACCUGUGUUAGCAACAGGUGGAGCUACCAUCGCGGAUAUGUAUCCACCUACUAUGAUUUCAUACGGGAUUUGUAUCUGGGGAGCAUUCGGUAUUCUGGGACCAGUGCUUGGACCACUCGUCGGUGGCUUCGCUGCACAGGCAAAAGGUUGGAAAUGGACGAUUUGGGAGUUGACUUGGCUGUGCUCGGUGGUACUCGUCGUGCUGUUCUUCCUCAUGCCUGAGACGAAUCCGGACAAUAUACUAUACAGAAGGGCUCGAAGACUACGAAAAGCAACAGGAGACAAGAGAUUGAAGAGCCAGUCUGAGAUCGAUGCAGCAGAACAUACAUGGCGUGACCACUUGAUCGGGCUUGGAAAGGCAUUUACCCUGACGUUCUUCGAGCCAGUCGUGUUCUUCGUCGGCUUGUAUACUGCUCUCCUCUACGGCGUGCUCUACAUUUGGUUCGAGUCUUUCCCACUUGUUUUUGGCAAUAUCUACGGCUUCAACACCGGGGAGCAAGGGUUGGCAUUUCUCGGCAUCUUCGUUGGUGGCGUUCUCACACUGCCCUGCUAUCUGCUCUGGAUCAAGUACUCGUUCGUUCCUGAAUUCAGCAAGCCGGUUUUUGUACCAGAGAAGAUCCUUCCACCAGCCUUCUUCGGUGCCUUCGCUCUUCCGAUAUGCUUGUUUAUGUAUGGUUGGACUGCGAGAGAGAGCGUUCACUGGAUUGUACCGAUCAUAGGCUCCGGCAUUUUCACAAUUGCUAUCAUCUGCCUCUUCAACCCGGUACUGAACUAUCUCGGCAUGGCAUACCCAACAUAUGCAGCUUCAGUAUAUGCUGGAAACACACUUUUCAGAGCUUCUUUUGGUGUUAUCUUUCCUCUAUUUGCACGAGCUUUGUUCCAUAAGCUUGGUAUCGCAGGUGGCAAUUCUCUUCUUGGAGGAUUGUCAAUACUUUUCAUCCCGAUUCCAUUCGUUCUAUACAAAUAUGGGAAACCAAUUCGUCAUGCGAGCAAGAAUGCAAGACACGACAUCUGA